GCAAACCUUCUCCCUUGCACAGCAUCAAGUCAAAGCACGGUUUUUGUACGAAGAUACCCUGCAUUUAAAAACCAAUUCCAGAGUGGUGAAUCAAGGUGUACAUUUUGUGCACAUGAAAAAGCAAGUGCAGGGUCCAAUUCCAAACGCGUGUUUGAGUGAAAGCAGCAGGGGAGCAAGAUGGUCUCUCAAUGGAAUGACGGCUCUUGUCACUGGUGGCACUCGUGGAAUCGGGCACGCCAUAGUGAAUGACUUAGCCGCGUUUGGCGCUGCAGUGCACACUUGUUCCAGGAACCAAACAGAGCUCAAAAAGUGCUUACAAGAGUGGCAAACUCAGGGGUUUCAGGCUACUGGGUCGGUGUGUGAUGUGUCUUCACCACCCCAGAGAGAGAAGCUCAUUCAGGAAGUGGCAUCCACCUUCAGUACUGAGCUUAACAUCUAUGUGAACAACGUCGGAACAAACUUUAGAAAGCCAACCGUUGAAUACAGUGCUGAAGAAUAUUCAGAGCUGAUGACAGUUAAUUUAGACUCUGGUUACCAUCUGUGCCAACUUGUAUAUCCUCUUCUAAAAGCAUCUGUAAAGGGAAGCAUUGUGUUCAUUUCAUCUGUUGCUGGUGUGGUCAGCUUGGGUACUGGAUCUGUCUAUGCAGCAUGUAAAGGUGCAAUUAAUCAGCUUAGCAAAAAUCUGGCUUGUGAAUGGGCAAAUGACAACAUAAGGAGUAACUGUGUUGUACCUUGGGCAACCAGAACCCCACUUGUUGAACAUUUGUUCCAAAACCAAAAGUUUGUGGAAGAUAUUUUGUCUCGGACCCCUCUUAAGAGCAUUGCAGAAGCGGAAGAAGUGUCAUCACUGGACAAGUCAAGUUAUUUGUGUUGAUGGAGGAUUAACCGUCAAUGGAUUUGAACCCAGCAUGAGAAUUACCUGAAAUUACUUUACUGUUUUUCUGUGAAACAAAUGAUUCCCAUUUGAUUUCAUUUUCCCUCCUUUCUAGUUGUCUAUGAGAA
Molecule: messenger RNA, 1002 nt
Organism: Glycine soja
Lineage: Eukaryota; Viridiplantae; Streptophyta; Magnoliopsida; Fabales; Fabaceae
Product: tropinone reductase homolog At5g06060-like
Exons: 5
Coding region: 113-874 (253 amino acids)
Molecular function (GO): oxidoreductase activity
Source: RefSeq, a predicted model, not a curated record